CCACUGAUGACUCCUCAUUUCUAUACUGACAAUGCGACUGCCGAGUGGGAGUCACUCCUAUUCUGGAUCGCAAACGGGGUCAGCUUAUUCGGAAAGGCAUGCAGACAUCACAGUCACUACUAUUGCCUCGACUCUUACUUCACCCAAAAACCAGAUGAAAUCAUUCUCUCUGCAGAUUAUCACAACGAGGAUCAAUUAGCCAUAGCUGAGGCCUGGUUCCAUGUCCUUAUCAGAAACAGUUGGGAAAGCAUCAACAUGAUAAACUGGAAAAACCCGAGUGGUUGUUGUGAUGCACAGACCCGAAAGUACUUCAUAUACGGCUGGCUUCACAAACAAAUGUCGCCUGACGAAUACAUGAACAAACUCACCGACUAUGAAGACCAAAACAAACCUCUCAACAUGAUAACUGCUAUUUACCUGCAUAGUGUAUGCAUGAAUAUGAUUUUGGAUGUUGGAUUUGGACCGGGAAAUCUGAGGCGCACUCAUCACAGAAGUGUGGUUGAGGGUCAACCCUAUGUAAUAGCUGGACGAGACCUAGGUGACAUGGGAGUACCCGGCAUUGUAUCUCAAGUAUUCGAAUAUCACAGAAUCAAAGAGGAGCUGACGUUUCACUGGUUCAAACAUAACAUAAUGUGCAAAGAUCAUCCGCGGAUUUGUGAGCGCGGAGAUUCUAGCACUGAGAAAGAAAAAGGAAAUGCGACUGAGAUACCUGAAACCAGCGAAGGAAAUGAUCAAGAUGGAUUUGAAAACGCAAACCUACUACUGCUUGAUUAG
Molecule: messenger RNA, 774 nt
Organism: Symsagittifera roscoffensis
Lineage: Eukaryota; Metazoa; Xenacoelomorpha; Acoela; Convolutidae
Exons: 4
Coding region: 7-774 (255 amino acids)
Source: RefSeq, a predicted model, not a curated record